Messenger RNA from Stomoxys calcitrans (stable fly), 1008 nucleotides. Its product is annotated as dTTP/UTP pyrophosphatase. The transcript is spliced from 4 exons. Lineage: Eukaryota; Metazoa; Arthropoda; Insecta; Diptera; Muscidae. The coding region runs from base 112 to 738 and encodes 208 amino acids. Gene Ontology annotation, molecular function: nucleoside triphosphate diphosphatase activity. The record is from RefSeq and is a predicted model, not a curated record.
CUUAUCGACAAUAACCAGAUGUUUACGCACGUUUUCCUAAUUUUUGUUGUUGUUUUGCUAUUUUGUAAACAAUACUCAGGAAUAAAUAAAUAAAAAAAUAUAAUUUUCAACAUGUUAGCCCCCAUAAAGCAUUUACUUCCCUCAAAACGCAUUAUCUUAGCCUCUGGUUCCCCAAGGAGGCAGGAAUUGGUAAAGUCACUGGGCCUCAAUGCCGAACUUUGUCCUUCCACAUUUGAGGAAAACCUCAAUGCCGCAGACUUUAAGGAUUUCUCCCAGUUUAUAGUAGCUACAGCUUUGAGAAAAGCCGAUGAGGUGUACGAGCGUUUAAAGUCCGAUGACAAUCAGGAAAACUUGUUGGUAAUAGCAGCUGAUACCAUGGUGACUAUGGGUCCUGAGAUAUAUGGUAAACCAAAGGAUAGCAAUGAGGCGUUUAAAAUGUUAACUAGUCUUGCAGGAAAGUGCAAUCGUGUCUUUACUGGCGUAGUUUUGAAACAUUCCAAAGGUGUUCGCAGCUUUACAGAAACUGCUGACGUUUAUUUUGGCCAUUUGACAAAUGAACAGAUUCAAGCCUAUGUAGAUAGUGGAGAACCGCUAGAUAAGGCCGGUGGUUAUGGUGUUCAAGGUGCUGGUGGAGCCUUAAUAUCCCGCAUUGAUGGUGAUUAUUACUGUGUCAUGGGUUUACCUCUGCAUCGCUUAUGCUGUGAAUUGAACAAAUUAUUCCUAGAAGAUAUAGCGUAGGAAUUUAGUUUUACAUUCUAGUCUAUAGACAAAAUAAUUUUUAACGUUGUUUUACUGAAACAAAAAUCUUUGGUUAUUAUUGAGAACCAAUACAUCCCAACUUGUACAUGAUCAAAGAGAAAGCUCCCUUAGCCUCACGGCAGUGGUCGCAGCAAUUUGUCUAGCCACAAUGUCCAUGGUGUGGUCCUUAUUGCGGCUGUGAUGCACAAACAAGCCAUCCUUUGGAUCCGGCUGAGUAUUGAACAGUAGAUGGACUUCAAUAUGGGACUG